AUGGACUUUACUAUCAAAUUAGCUAUAGUUGUAAAAAAUCAGUUACAAUUAUACAAACAAACUACAGAAGCUCAGAGACUGCAGAGCUGGUUUGAGGAUGGUAUUACUACAAGUGGUGUUUAUACUGUUAAUCCUGAUGGAGGGACUCUAUUUAAAGUAUACUGUGAUAUGGAGACUGAUGGUGGUGGAUGGACUGUAUUUCAAAGGAGACAAGAUGGAUCUGUUGAUUUCUAUAGAUACUGGACUGACUAUGAGAAUGGAUUUGGUAACCUUACUGGUGAGUUUUGGUUAGGAUUGAGCAAGAUUCAUCGUCUUACUAAAGAAGGAUCAAACACACUAAGAGUGGACCUGGGAGACUUUGAGGGGAACACAGCUUAUGCUAACUACUCUACAUUUAAUGUUAGUGAUGGUAGUACUGAAUAUAUACUAACAGUAGGAGGAUACUCUGGUACUGCUGGGGAUAGUCUGUACUGGCAUAAUGGAUUGAGAUUCAGUACAAGAGAUAAUGACAAUGAUAACUUUGGAGAUAACUGUGCUGAAGACUAUAGUAGUGGCUGGUGGUUUCGCAGUGGUUGUUUUAUUGUAAAUCUUAAUGGUCGUUAUUCUAAUGCUUCACCUCAACGUGCUAAAGGAAUUCAUUGGAGUUCUUGGACAGGAUUCUACACAAGUCUCAAGUUCACAGAGAUGAAAACUCGUC
Amphimedon queenslandica is the source of this 697-nucleotide messenger RNA. RefSeq names its product fibrinogen-like protein A. NCBI's taxonomy places the organism in Eukaryota, Metazoa, Porifera, Demospongiae, Haplosclerida, Niphatidae. The annotation marks the transcript as partial. The transcript has 3 exons. The record is from RefSeq and is a predicted model, not a curated record.